Messenger RNA from Elgaria multicarinata webbii, 1822 nucleotides. It is a transcript of the gene GDPD4, whose product is annotated as glycerophosphodiester phosphodiesterase domain containing 4. The record is from RefSeq and is a predicted model, not a curated record. Gene Ontology annotation, biological process: lipid metabolic process. The transcript has 15 exons. Bases 1 to 1755 code for a protein of 584 amino acids. Gene Ontology annotation, cellular component: membrane. Gene Ontology annotation, molecular function: glycerophosphodiester phosphodiesterase activity. Lineage: Eukaryota; Metazoa; Chordata; Lepidosauria; Squamata; Anguidae.
AUGGAAGCCCCGAAAAUGGAUGAUGGCAAUAUCACUAUCAAGAAAGCUAGGUUUGGGAAGUGGACGAAAACUCGCCAACGAUUACUCCGUCAGUGCGAACACAAGAACUUCAUUGCCUGUCUGGUAGGAUUCUACAGCUGUCGGUGGAAGUCCUACCAGCCCAAAAAUGUUGAACCAGGGCACUGCUGUUGUGGCAUGGGGGAAGGCGCAUUUUUUACAGUGUUGGUUCUAACACUCAGCCUCUGGUUCACCUUUCUGUACAUGUGGGUGGAAGCGAAGAAUGAUUACCAUAACUUCGAUGGGUACGCCUAUGAAGGUCUAGGCUUCUGGUUUCGGUGGUCCACUGUCAUCCUGAUUUUGGCUUCUUUCUUCUUCUCCUACUUCUUGUUCUUGAUGAUUCUGGCAGUGUGUCUGUUUUUUGAGAGUCAACAACUGUAUCUCCACUGGAGUCACAAGGCAAUGACGAUCUUUUUCAUGUUUGUCUCCGUUGUCUGCUUAACCUUGAUAACCUUUCUGUGGAGGCGGCAAUGGAAUACGUUUUACCUGUCGUUUCAGAUCACUGCUCCCUUUCUCCACAUUUCCGCCAUCUUCACCAUGAUCGUCUUGGCUUGGCCGGUGGCACUGCAUUUCUUCCAGAUGCAUAACAGAGUCCUGCAGGUGUUGAUCCUUGGUCCCUACCUGAGCGUCCUCCUGUUUCUUCUCUUCAUACCCCUGGGAAUGCACUCCCCCUGCAUCCGGGAGAAGGGGACUUUGGGUCCCAAACCACAGCUGAUUGGCCACAGAGGAGCACCAAUGGUGGCUCCUGAAAACACGGAGAUGGCAUUUCUUAAAACCAUUUAUCAUGGUGGUAUGGGUUUGGAGACAGAUGUCACAAUCAGCCUCGACGGCGUGCCGUUCCUCAUGCACGACAGGACUUUGAAACGGACCACCAACAUUGACGAAGUGUUUCCCGAAUUCGUGGACCAAGAGGCCGCCUUUUUCCCGUGGGCGCAACUGGAGAAGCUGAACGCCGGGAAAUGGUUCUUCAAGAAAAGGCCGUUCUUUGGUAUGCCCCCACUCAAACGUGAGGAUAGAAUAUUGGCAAGGAGCCAGAAAAUUUUCAAGUUCGUUGAUUUUGUGACGCUUGCUAACAAGGAGAACAAAUACAUUAUCUUUGACCUUUACCGCCCUCCAAAGAAUCACCCUUACAGAGACAGUUAUAUCGAAAGAGUCUUAGAAGUGCUUCUAAAUGACUCACCGAUUCGACAAGAUUUGGUUCUGUGGCUGCCGGGUCCGUAUAGAUAUUUUGUUCAUUCCAAAGCGCCCGGAUUCCAGCAGGUCUCAUCCAGCGCAGAUUAUCUUGAGAGCUUGAAGUUUUGGAACAUUGUGAAAAUCAACGUGGACUACCGAACAGUAGCUAGUCUAGACAUUCGGACAUACGAAGAAGCUAACAUCACAACGAACCUCUGGGUGGUCAGCGAGCCCUGGUUAUUUUCCCUGGUCUGGUGCUAUGGAGUUCAUUCUGUAACCACCAAUUCUGUGCACUCCCUGAAUAAACUCAAGAAACCAUUCUUCCUCAUGACACCCCAGGAGUACCGGACUAUGUGGAUCUUAACAGACGUGGUGUCGAUCAUCUUAAUCUGUGCCAUCUUUGGCUUUUACUGGUGGAAGGGUGCAGGCAGGGCCUGCUGCAAAGAGCAGAGCAGCAUGAAACACAAGAGCGGCUCAUACAACAAAAUUGAAACAGAACUUAAUAGGAUGCCAACCGUGGCUUAAGAGGCUACCACUGGUACACCAGCUGUUCAGCGUAGACAGCCAUUUUGUCGACUAGACGGAAGAUUCU